CGAUAAUAUACGAAACAUUUCUGGCCCCCCCCAAACCCAAAAUCCUAGCUCCGCCCCUGGCAUCAGCACACGAUGGUCCAGGAGACCAUAUGCACUCACCAGCCCCAUCUCCGAAUAUGGUUGGCCAGCCUGGUGGUUCUUCCUCUCCAGUUGGAAUCAGCUGCUCCCUGGAUGCCACAUUAUUAUUUGGUUCAUCCACCUUGGCUUUCUUCCUUUCUAUGUUUGACUGAGCUCGCUUGUAUUUGUUCUUUUCGUUGUGAUAUGAUCAUAUGUUGAAGAAUAAGUGGAGCUGGGAUGCGAUCUUAUUGUGUACAUCAUUCCUUUGUUAUGUGACACAUUGUGAAUGUUGUUGGUUUCAUUGGUACUUAAUGUUUUGUAUUUCAACUUAUUAAUAAAUUCUGAUCAGACCAACAUUUGUUUGUUGAAAAUUUGAUAAAAGUCAUUGAGAUGAGAGAUUUCGAACAAGCUCAGCCUUCGUCUUUGUUUUAUACAUGUCCUAGGCUCCUAGCCAAGACAGCCAAAUAUGUCAAUACAAAGAUAUUGAACUGUCCUCUGCUGUGAGUUCAACACUACUAAAUACGCCAUGACGGAGCUAUUGCGAGGAGUGAAAGUGUAAAACACUAUGAAACGGAUCGCCGCCAGGCUAAAGCCCCGGCCUUUACCGCCCGUCUCGGUGCCGUGUUCCCGUCCUCAGCCGCCGGCCAACGUCUCAUCCUCUUCUUUGCUAUCGGAGUUCACCAAGUUAUGCCAUCAGCAAGACUUACCCAGAGCGAUGAAAGCUCUGGACGAUUUGGAAACCCAUGGACUCCGGGCUGACCCGGCCGUCUAUUCCGACCUCCUCAACGCUUGCCUCUCCCGCCGCGCCGCACCUCUGGCCAUCCGCCUCCAAUCCCACAUCUUAUCUUCUCCCCACUCUCCUCAUACCUUCCUUCUCAACAUGUUGCUCAGCAUAUAUGUCAAACUCCGUCUCUUGCCUCAGGCCCGUUCCCUGUUCGACGAAAUGCCUCAGAGAAAUGUAGUCUCCUGGACGACCAUAAUCUCUGCUCACGCUAACGUCCCCGAGCUCUCCCACAACGCUCUCCACUUCCUCGUCUCCAUGCUCCGCCACGGCGUCACGCCCAACAUGUUCACCUACUCUUCCGUCUUGAGAGCCUGCGGCUGCGUCUCCCAUCUCGUCCAGCUCCAUUCUAGCAUUUACAAACACGGACUGGAAUCCGAUGUCUUCGUCAGGAGUGCUCUUAUCGACGCUUAUUCCAAAUGGGGGCUCCCACAAGAAGCACUCCGCGUGUUCGACGAAAUGCCUACCGGUGAUUUAGUAGUUUGGAAUUCCGUCAUUGCUGCUUUUGCUCAAAACAGCAAUGGCCACGAAGCGCUCCAUCUUUUCAAAAGGAUGAAGAGAGCUGGUUUUGACCCCGAGCAAUCUUCACUGACCAGCGUUCUCAGUGCAUGCACUAGCUUAGCACUCUUGGAGCUGGGGAGACAAGCUCAUGUCCACGUAUUCAAGUACCAUCAGGACUUGAUCCUCAACAACGCCCUCCUCGAUAUGUACUGCAAGUGUGGCGGCGUGGAAGAUGCCAACACCAUUUUCACCCGGAUGGCAGACAAGGACGUCGUCUCUUGGAGCACCAUGAUUGCCGGGCUGGCCCAAAAUGGUUACAGCAGAGAGGCACUCAAGUUGUUCGACUCCAUGAAAGAUUCAUCAACACAACCGAACUACAUCACACUUCUUGGAGUUCUUUUCGCCUGCAGCCAUGCUGGGCUCGUGGAAGAUGGCUGGUGCCAUUUCCGAUCAAUGAAGAAGCUUUACGGGAUUGAACCUGGCAGAGAACACUAUGCUUGCAUGCUCGAUCUUCUAGCAAGAGUAGGGAAGCUCAACAAAGCAGUUGAGCUCAUUAACGAGAUGGGAUUCGAACCUGAUGGAGCGAUGUGGAGAACUUUGCUUGAUGGUUGCAGGGCUCACAAGAAUGUGGAUCUAGCGAUGCAUGCUGCUGAGCAAAUUCUGAAGCUGAACCCACAAGAUGCGGGAAGCUACAUACUCCUGUCGAACAUCUAUGCAAACGCUGGAAGGUGGGAUGAUGUGGCAGGAAUUCGGAAGGUGAUGAAUGAGAAAGGGAUCAAGAAACAACCUGGAUGCAGCUGGAUUGAAGUGGGUAAACAGAUUCAUACUUUCGUUCUUGGAGAUGGGUCCCAUCCGCAGAUCAAUGAGAUUAAGAUCCAGCUGGAGUCGCUGAUUCAACGACUCGUGAGAGCUGGUUAUGUCCCUGACUUGAACUUUGUCCUGAAGGAUUUGGAAGGAGAGGAACAAAGGGAAGAUUCUCUGAGGUACCACAGCGAAAAGCUGGCGGUGGUGUUUGGUUUAAUGAAUUUGCCCAAGGGACAAACUAUCCGGAUCAGGAAGAACCUCAGGAUAUGCGGUGACUGUCACCUAUUUGUGAAACUUGCGACUAAGUUGGAGAAGAGGACGAUUGUGAUUAGAGAUCCCAUACGGUACCAUCAUUUCCAUGAUGGAGCUUGCUCUUGUGGGGAUUACUGGUAACGAAGUCUUGGGACAGAUAAGGCAAAGGAACCAGUAAAUUUCAGGUUCUUCAUUGAUGUAGACUAUUCAGCUGAAUUGCCCUUAUACGUAACCAGUUAUGUCAGUGUUGUUUGUUCUCAUUUCUCAGUACUUGCUUGCGUUGGUUCAUGUGGGGUAUUGAAAAAAAGCUGUGUAUAUGUCCAGGGAAUCGUUGGGGUUGUUAAGAGGCUGAUGCAGGGUCAUAGUUAGUUGCAAUGAGACAUACAGAAACAUGUAUUUAUGAUCAUCUGUAUAUUCAUUCUGUGAUAACAGGAAAGAAGAAGGUUUAACAUAAGCCAAGUUUCAUUCAUCGAAGGAUCUGUGGUUGUCCAUGUUCUCUUUAGAUGUCUCUCUCAAACUGCAUAUAUGGACUGCAAUGCCCCUUCAUUUUUUCCACCGAUCGAAUAGCCUGUCGCUGGAGAGUCAAAGAAGAGCUAAAGCAACUCGCUGACGAUUGUAAGUCUUUUCCAUUGUUGUGUUCGAUCUCAAAACUAUAAUUAGCAAGACUGAACUGAUUGAUCAGCGGAACUGACAGAUUACUUUCGACUCCCACUUUUUUUUUAAAGCUGAAUCAAGGACACCCUUUCAAACCCAGAGCUAGACAGAUAUAGAGCUUCAUGAUUUUCCAUCCUCAAUUUCGGUAUGUUCCACACGGUUCUCAACUUUGCAGUCCUAUCUUACAAUAAUUGGAAUUCCGCAGUUUUGCAAGCCCCUUUCCAUUAACCCAUAUAUACAGAGUUCCUGUUUUGUCAUUUCCCUGAUCAACUCAUGCUAAGCUGAUUUGGUCCUUUGAUUCUAGAUAUUAGUUAGUGCAUAUUAAAGGGUGAGUAUGCCCGUGGGUUGCAUAACUACAGAGUUCUUGAUUGAAGUUUUGCAAUGACCAAAGGCAGAAGCACAUUGUUGAAUCAGAACCCUUGACAUGAUCAGUAUAGCUUUCAGCUUAUGCCCUUAUUUUGGGUUAUUUGUCGUACUUUGGAAAUAGAACAUUUAAGUGUUGUCAUCUUCCUCGAUAAUAACUGCAGAAAAAAGUCCGACUAUCCAAGGCAAUCACCUGCAUCCCUUCUGAUUGUCGGUUUUGAUAUGAAAGAGAACAGAAGAAAAAACAAAGAAACCAGCUAAUGGGUAGCCGGGUGAAUGCAUCACAGUGGAGCUUUACAGAGUGAGUUUCGCUCUGAAUCCUGGAGAAUCCCCAGAUGCAGCAAAGAAGAAAAGGAAGCUUGAAGGAGUUCAAGAGAUGAACUUGAAGCAGCUCAAAUUAGAUAUGUAGGUGAAAUUACGGGAUUAUCAAGCAGUCUACAGAUUGAAGCACCGGUCUGAGGUACUUUCAAUUUGAUUGUUGUGCUUUAAAAGGGAGUUUUUCCUUCCACUUUACCUCUGUUAUCUUUACUUUAUUUACCUGUUGGUUUCAUAAGCCCCUCUUGAUGUUAUUGGGGUUGUAUGCUAUCUUUACUCCAUUUGCCUGUUGGUUUCAGAAGCCCCUCUUGAUGUUAGUGGGUUGUAUGCUAUCUUUUGGUUUUUAAGGGUCGCCAGUUCCAAGAUUAUACAACUUCAGUAGAGACUGAUAGCCUUAUGGUAGUAUCUUUGAUACAAGUAGCAAAAUACUCUUCCUUUUCAUAGGAUCAGUUACCACCCAACUGUUAUAUAACUUAGGUGGUUAUAUGUUCAAGAUAUAUAUAGUUUAGAGAUCUCUUUUUUCCUGAAUGACCAUAGUGUUAGGAAGAACCUGCUGUAUUUGUUUAAAAAUCUCUGUACUUUAUUAUGCUGCUCCUAUUGAAUUUCAAUGAUCUAUUGUUCCUGUGCUAAGCUCCAGAGAGGACACCUGCUUUGUGUUUCAGUUCAUUACUGCAUAUCAGAUGAGCCACCAUUUGCUUGCGACACCAGAAUUCACUCAACGCGGUUGUAUUAACAAGAUACGAAGGGAUACUCAUCACAAAUUGAGAUUGUAAGCUAAGAGGAAGGGAUAUAUUCACAAUGCCAAGUUCAACUAGCAGAAGGUAAAAGCUAUUCCUGCUUGUUAUUCUUCUUCUACUCCAACUUAUUUAUUAAAAUGAAAAAGUGGUCAAUGU
Messenger RNA from Linum trigynum, 4620 nucleotides. The record is from the annotation of a GenBank genome assembly. NCBI's taxonomy places the organism in Eukaryota, Viridiplantae, Streptophyta, Magnoliopsida, Malpighiales, Linaceae.